AUGGUGGAGCUACUUUUCUGGUCUCCACGGAAGGUGCGAGAAGCUCGCCGCCAAUAUGAGCAGAAACAGCGCGAUCAUGAGGAGUUACAACGCCAAAAAGCUAUCGCGGUUAAAGCUAGAGAGGAGAGAAAGCUACUCAAAGCUCAAGAACUAGAUGCGCGACGGCGGGCGCGGGCACAGGCAAAACUAGAUCGUGAGAGGCAGAAAGCUGAAGCAGCUGCCCACCGGAUAGCCCGCCAAGCCGCCCACAAACGACUUCAGAAAGCUAUCAAAAUCUCACAAAGGGGAAAGAAGCCUACCUUCAAGCGCUCUACUGAACUAGCAUCAAAGAAUAUUAUCGUUGGCAGUAGUAGUGGUGGUGCGCAGCGAGCUAAUCGAUCAGCUGCACCACCAUCACCACGCUCGCGUUCAGGCCGCCCCAUCAAGCUGCCAAUCAAAUAUCAGUAG
Molecule: messenger RNA, 447 nt
Organism: Bipolaris sorokiniana ND90Pr
Lineage: Eukaryota; Fungi; Ascomycota; Dothideomycetes; Pleosporales; Pleosporaceae
Exons: 1
Coding region: 1-447 (148 amino acids)
Source: RefSeq, a predicted model, not a curated record